UCCCAGCCCCGCGCCGUGCUCGCCGGGCUCCCCGCGCCAUGGGCAGGUCUCUGCUGGACCCCGCGCUCCGAAGCGCGGCUCGGAGCAUCUGACCGCCCUCCAUCCUCCGCUUCCCGCCGGGUCCAGCUUCUGUCCAGAGUGCCUGUCUGUCUCUGUGUCUGGCCUGGCGCGCAACUUCGGGCCAUCGGCUUGGAUGGACGCGCCGAGGCUGCCCCGGCGUCCAGGGGUCUUGCUUCCGAAGUUGGUCCUGCUGUUAGUCUGCGCAGAUGAUUGCCUUGCCCAGUGUGGCAAAGACUGCAGAUCUUACUGCUGUGAUGGAAACACACCUUACUGCUGUUCCUACUAUGCCUAUAUUGGGAAUAUCCUCUCGGGCACUGCCAUUGCGGGCAUCGUGUUUGGAAUCGUGUUCAUCAUGGGUGUCAUUGCUGGAAUAGCCAUCUGCAUCUGCAUGUGCAUGAAGAACAACAGGGGCACCCGGGUCGGCGUGAUCCGAGCAACCCCAAUCCACACCAUCUCCUCCUACCCAGUGGCACCGCCCCCCUACAGUUAUGACCACGAGAUGGAACGCUGCCCCGACUUGCCUCCACCAUACUCCCCCACCCCACAAGCAUCAGCGCAGCGUUCUCCACCACCUCCUUAUCCUGGAAAUUCAAGGAAAUAAUACACCAGCCAAGGCAGAAGAUGCACCAAUCAGUGAUUUUGCUCAGAAAAAAGAAAGAAAAAAAAAAAGCCUCAACUUAGAAACAAAAGGGCAAGAAUCCUUCUAACACGGGUUUGGAUCAGGUGGUAUUUAAGGCAGAAUGCCCCUGGAAAGGAAGUGUGGAGUUUCUUGCCCAGAGCCAGCGGUGUGGAGUAUUCUUAGCCCUAUGGAACCACAUCAUAAGAGCUGACUAAUCCACUCAAGCACAUUCAGAGAAAAGUAAUGAGUUGACAGCCCAUCUGAAAAUCAUGUCAGGACUAGUUGAAGGGAAUUUCAAUAUUAUCUUGGAAAAGAGAAGAUUGAAGAAUGACUGGAGAAGGUCCUGGCUGACAUACAGAUGCGGCUUUACUCCACAUAGCUUUGAAGUCAAACUAGAAUUGGUCAUGACCUCAUACAUCAAUAAAUGCAUAUAAAGUGCCUGGGAGCCUACUGCGUACCUAGCCUUGCUACAGGCACUGGAAGGAAGCAGCAAGAAGAGAACUGUGGCAUCAGUACCAGCAUACCUCAUUUGAUCGCACUUUUCUUUCUUGCACUUUGCAGAGACUGCUGGGUUUUUUUUUGUUUGUUUGUUUUUGGUUUUGGUUUUUCUUUUAAAUUACAAUUGGAAGAUUGUAGCAAGGGUAUGUAUCUGUGCUGGUUUUCCAACAGCAUAUGCUCACUUCAGAUACUAGUAAUUCUCACAAUAUUUCAAGCUGUCUCAGUAUUAUUAUGUGUGAUCUGUGGUCUUUGAUGUUGCUGUAGUAGUUAUUUCAGGAUGCCAUGAAUCCUGCCAUAUAUGAUGGUAUGCUUAGUAGACUGAUAUGUGUAUUGUCUGUAUUCUGAUGCUCCACUGACUAGCCUUCCAAUUGUGCCCACCCUUUCCUUGAGCAUCUCUCUUCUCUGAGUUAUAAUAUUAAAAGUAGGCCAGUUAAUAACCUUCCAGUGACCACCAAGUAGUCAAAUGAAAGGAAGAGUGUCAUAUCUCUCACUUCAAAUCAAAAGCUGGAAAUGAAUAAUGUUAGUGAGGAAAGCAUUCCAAGGGCCCAGCUAGGCUGAAAUGACGGCAUCUUGCACCAAACAAUAAGCCACAUUCAAGUAAACAUGGAGAAUUCUUGAAGGAAACUGAAAGCACACCUCUAGUGAACACACGAAUGAUGAGAAAGAGAAGCUGUCUCACUCAUUUCUUAUGUGGAAGAAGAUCAAACCAGUCACAUUCCCUUAAGCCAAAAGAUCAGGGCAAGGCUCUGACCUUCUUUAGUUCUACAAAGGACACUUGAAAAGACAUGACAUGUCUGAAGGUGGUAGAGGUAGGUUUAAGAGAACGAGGAGAAAAGCCAUCACUGUAACACAGAUGUGCAAGGUGAGGCAACUGCUGCUGUAGAAACUGUAACCAGUUAUCUAGAUCCCAUUAGGACCAUCAAGGAAGGUGCUUCACUCAUCAACAGAGGCUCAGUGCAAAGGAGGUACCCUUCUGCAGAAAGAAGAUGUUAUGUGGAACUUUUCAUAGCUAUACAGAAAAAGUGAUUCCAGCUUCAAAGUUUCAAAAGACCAAUUCUUCUCUUGCCCAUGUCUUUAAGUUAAAGCUAGUGAUCAAUGCUCACCAUUCAAACUCCCUAAUGCCAGCUGGGCAUGGUGGUGCACAACUUUAAGCCCAGCACUCAGGAGGCAGAGGUAGGAGGAUCGCCGUGAGUUUGAGGUCACCCUGAGACUACAGAGUGAACUCCAGGUUAGCCUACGCUAGAGUGAGACCCUACCUCAAAAUCAAACAACAACAAAAAAAUCCCUAAUGCCCUUAAUCAUACUAAAUGUACUCUGCCCAUGCUCUGUAAAUGGAAUAACAAUGCUUGUUAAUAACAUAGUUUACUGAGUAUUUUAAGCCACACAUUGAGACUAAUGUUCAGUAAAAUAAUUCCUUUCAAAAUAUUACUACUUGCUGACAGUGUAACCACAUGCUCUGAUGGUGAUGUAGAAGGAGAGUGAGGAAUUUACCUACCUGUUAGUUAAAAAUCUACUCUGUAUCCCACACAUUAAGGGUAACUUCAACUUUCACAUCUUACUAUUUAAAAGAAUUCAUUUCAUAAAACUGUAGCUUCCACAGAAAUUGAUACUUCUGGGGGAAUCUAAACAAAAUAAAUUGAAAACUUCUGGGGAAAGCAUCACUAAUUUUGAUCCAUUAGCAUCACUCAUGAUUCAUGAGAAGAUGUUGGAAUAUAAAUAUUAACAGGAGUUAAUUUCUACCUUCAUGCAUAGCAUUCACAGAUCCAGGACUUCAGCAGAGGAAGCGCCUGAAGAGGUGGAGAGGCAGCCAGAGAGUUAAGGCUGGAACUUGAAGACGUAACUCAGUUAGUGCGAUCUCAUGAUAACCUGCAGAAUGAGCUUCUUGCAGGUGAGAAUCUGGAGGUGGAAUCUACUCCUGGCUCAGGUGCCCUGAGCAUUGUUGAGACAAACAGUGGUGGGGUGUGAGAUGACCAACUGCAAUUUAGAAAGGCAAUUGACUGUAGAUUAAAAGCCACCACACAGCAGUAUAUGCUACAGAGAGAUCACCCACGUAUGGACGAGUCAAUCCAUCUUCACUGUCACCCAACUCAUCAGCCAGCAGCCCCCAACUUCCUGCCAAAGAAAAAAGACUGUGACUUGAAAAAAACUCAGAUGGUCAUUAACAUUUUUUUUUAUCAAUAAAGGAUUUAAUUAUACACAUUCUAUAUAUUAUUAUAUGCAUUGUUUUGUAGCUCAAAUAGGCUACCAUAUAGGAUAAACAUAACUUUAACAUGCACUGGGAAAAAAAUCAUAUGAUUCUAUUAUGAAAUUUGCUUUAUAAGAAAGAGAAAGCAGCCUUAUAUCCCAAUACACUCUCACUGCUGUGAACACAUCCCCAACUAGAAGCAGCUUCUGGAAGGAAACUAGUUUAAUUAACUUCAGUUUUCAAGGGGAACUCUUGCCAUGACAGGGAGGACAUGGCAGGCUGGAGCAGGAGCUCACCGGCGUCAGGAAGCCAGGAGCAGACUCAAUAGAGAGGAGGACUGGGCUGUAACACCUCAAGACCCAGCCGCCAGAGACCCACUUCCUCCAGCAAGCCCCCGCCCUUCCUAAAGGUUCCACAAUUUACCCAAACAGCUGGGGCCUAAGCAUCCACAUACAGGAGUGUGUGAAGGCAGAUCAGCUUGUAGGUGCCAUAAUCCUCAUGGCUACAUGGAGGAAGCAUGAGCCAUAUGUAUGAACUCUCCAAUCAGCAAUAUCUUCAAGGUCUACCAUACAAACAACAUGUGGCUUUACUGUUCAGUAUGUUACCUUACAAACUCCCUGUUAUCUAGAAUUCAAACAAAAUCUGGCUUCUCAGAUAAGGAACUUCUAGAAAGAAUAUAUAAGUCAAAUGACUUAUGAGUCUGUUGACCCCAAAAGUUCCAGUCAUGUUUUAAGAGGUGCAACAUGAACUUCUUUGAGUUCAGGCGCAAAGCAAACAAUCAUAAUUGAUUUGAUUGUUAAAGCAACAUCAAACGGGUGCUAUGGGUUCUAAAAACAAAGAUCUUUUCAAUGAUAACUACUGUCCCUGCAAAAACGCUUCUGGUUUCAGUCAGUGGACUAUGAAAAAGAUUGUUCUAACUGUUGUAGGGUAGUUUUUUUAAUCAAGCAACACAAGCAAGAGAUACAUCUUUUUACAUAAUAAAAGAUGGCAAGUCAAAUUCCUAUGAAUUGUAUAGCAGAUAGCACAGGCUCAGAACUUGACUAAGGAAAUAAACAGCAGACUUACAAAAAGGGAAAAACAAAAUUUCAAGUCUGUGAAAUUCCAACUCAAAUGUAACUGAGACAAACUUUUGUUUCUGCUUUAUGAAAAUUUUAUAAUCUAUUCUCUUCUACAAGUUAAUGUCAAAGAUAAAAAGAUACUGGAAUCACAUUGGCGCCUUUUACCAAAGUGAAAAUUUUAUGAAGUGCCUACCUUUAAGUGUAAAAGCAUUUAAUAAAUAAUUCAAAUGUGUUGUAUUUUGCUGAAGUGA
Messenger RNA from Jaculus jaculus (lesser Egyptian jerboa), 4671 nucleotides. RefSeq names its product cysteine and tyrosine rich 1 (gene Cyyr1). The coding region runs from base 194 to 661 and encodes 155 amino acids. The record is from RefSeq and is a predicted model, not a curated record. The transcript is spliced from 4 exons. NCBI's taxonomy places the organism in Eukaryota, Metazoa, Chordata, Mammalia, Rodentia, Dipodidae.